AUGGCAACGACGACAGCAACAACUUCACCACCAUGUACUAAAACUCCAAAUGUAGCAGGGGCCAUUUUUCGCUUUACUACUGCUAAUAUCUCGCUUACUUAUACAUGUUAUUCAUAUGGAUUCACAGCUAAUGAUUCUUCAUCAACUGUUACAUUUAUUCUAACAAGCGAUAGUGGACCUGGUCAGCGCUAUUGGCUCAUUGAUGAUGUGGCUGUGAAUGACACAACAAACAACACAAAUGUUCUAACCAAUGGUAACUUUGACCAAGGUACUUUUAAUGGUUGGACCCAAUUUUGUGCGACAAAUGCUAAUUGUGGAAGUGGUUUUUACGGCCAACUAACAACCUCUCCUUGCAGAUCUGCACCACACUGCUACAUGGAUAAAUGUAAUAACGGUGGUUACUAUGAUUAUUUGUUACAAUCAUUCCAAACUGUGACUGGAAAUUAUUACAUAUUGUCAUUUUAUAUUAGAGCUUUCGCCAAUGGAGGUUCUUAUUUGGCAUACGUCAUGUUGUCCUAA
Rotaria socialis is the source of this 519-nucleotide messenger RNA. The record is from the annotation of a GenBank genome assembly. NCBI's taxonomy places the organism in Eukaryota, Metazoa, Rotifera, Eurotatoria, Philodinida, Philodinidae.